This is a messenger RNA of Medicago truncatula (barrel medic), 2084 nucleotides long. RefSeq names its product DEAD-box ATP-dependent RNA helicase 31. The coding region runs from base 88 to 1809 and encodes 573 amino acids. Lineage: Eukaryota; Viridiplantae; Streptophyta; Magnoliopsida; Fabales; Fabaceae. The record is from RefSeq and is a predicted model, not a curated record. Gene Ontology annotation, molecular function: RNA helicase activity; ATP binding; nucleic acid binding. The transcript is spliced from 10 exons.
UUUAGUAAAAAACGAUUAAUAUCGAUAAGCUACUUUACAACGAAAUUGAGUCCUCUGUUUACUAGUCCGCCGCAGCCGGUAUCUACAAUGCAGUCCGCCGCAGCCGAGACCAUGAACCCUGCUGCUGUCCAGAGUGCGGCUGCCGAGAAGCACGGUAGGUCCCGGAAGAAGAAGAAGAUGAAUAAUGUUAACACUUCUUCUUCUCCUUCUUCGGGGAAGAAAAGAAAAGGUGAUGAUGAUGAUUUGAGAAUGGAAAAACCUAAUAAGAAAUCAAAAGGAAAGGUUCAGUUGAGUAAUGAUAAUGAAGUGAUAGCAGCAGCAGGAGAAAAUUUGACGGUUGCUGGUGGUGGUGAUGUUGGUUCUGGAAAGGUUGCUGUAACUGCUUCUUUUUUAAGUGAUUCAAGAUUCGACGAGUGUUCAGUCUCCCCACUGUCAUUAAAAGGAGUCAAGGAUGCGGGAUAUGAGAAAAUGACUAUUGUGCAGGAGGCAACACUUCCAGUAAUUCUAGAAGGUAAGGAUGUCCUGGCCAAAGCUAAAACAGGCACGGGAAAAACAGUAGCCUUUUUGCUUCCAUCAAUUGAAGUUGUUGUGAAGUCUCCACCAAGUGAUCCUGGCCAAAGUCAAACACCAAUUCUUGUUCUUGUUGUAUGCCCAACUCGAGAGCUUGCACGCCAAGCUGCUGCAGAAGCCACUAAACUUCUCAAGUAUCAUCCUACUAUUGGUGCUCAAGUUGUGAUUGGAGGAACAAAGAUUGUUUCAGAACAGAAACGCAUCCAAAAAAAUCCUUGCCAGAUCCUUGUUGCUACCCCUGGAAGGCUUAAAGAUCAUAUUGCUAAAACUGCUGGUUUUGCAUCUAACCUUAUGGGGUUGAAGACCUUUGUGAUUGAUGAAGCUGAUCGGUUACUAGACAUGGGAUUUCGCAAAGAUAUUGAGGAAAUAAUCACUUCAGUCCCUAAACAACGACAAACACUUAUGUUUUCUGCAACCAUUCCGAAAGCGGUGCAUCAAGUCUGUAAUGUUGCUUUGAAAAAGGAUUAUGAAUUUAUUAAUACAGUUCAGGAGGGUACAGAGGAGACACAUUCACAGGUCCGCCAGAUGCAUUUAAUUGCCCCACUAGACAAACAUUUCUCUUUACUCUCUGUUAUUCUGAAGGAGCACAUUGCUGAUGAAGUUGACUAUAAGGUUCUUGUUUUCUGCACAACUGCUAUGGUCACAAGCCUUGUUGCUAGUCUCCUUGGGAAGUUGGAUUUGAAUGUGAGAGAAAUCUAUUCAAGAAAGAAACAGGGUUUUAGAAAUAGAGUUUCUGACGAAUUCCGGAAGUCAAAGAGGCUCAUACUGGUUACUUCAGAUGUAUCUGCACGUGGAGUUGAUUAUCCAGAUGUUUCUCUUGUUGUACAGCUUGGCAUUCCGGCUGAUAAAGAACUGUAUAUACAUCGACUAGGUAGAACGGGGCGAAUAGGAAAAGAAGGGAAGGGCAUACUGCUACUAGCUCCGUGGGAAGAGUUCUUUUUAGCUUCCACAAAAGAUUUACCUAUUGAGAAAGCUCCAGUACCUUCAGUUGAUCCCGACACUGAGAAAAAGGUGGAAAUGACUCUAUCCAAUGUGAAGAUGCGGUUUAAAAAACCUGCAUAUAAGUCAUUGCUUGGUUACUACAGUACUCACGAGAAAUGUGAGAAAUUUAAGAAGAAAUUUGGGGAGCUUGCAAACGAGUUGAGUCGAUGCAUGGGACUUGAUACUCCUCCAGCUGUUUCUAGGCUUUUGCUUAGCAAGUGGGGUCUUGAAAAUGUCCCUGGUUUAUGUUCCAAAUAGGUUAUUUGUCCAUUCCAUUCAAUUUUGACAACUCGGUUUUGUGGGAGAAAAAUAUUUAGUUAAAAAUGGUCCCUUAUGAUUUGAUUUUAAGACUUAAAACUUCUAAAUUUCACUUAUUGUAUUGCCAAUUUAGUGUCUUUUGUAGUUCUAGAUGAAUUAUCAUUUAACAACGAAAUGCAAAACGUCACUGUCAGAUGAAUUUGUAAUAUGAAUCACACUGUUGCAACUGUCCCAGCUUUGAAAAAAGGAAAUCUAUGAUAUAGUAUGACAUUCAA